This is a messenger RNA of Rhea pennata, 641 nucleotides long. RefSeq names its product myosin light chain 7 (gene MYL7). Gene Ontology annotation, biological process: cardiac muscle tissue development; heart contraction. Bases 53 to 577 code for a protein of 174 amino acids. Gene Ontology annotation, cellular component: cytoplasm; myofibril. The record is from RefSeq and is a predicted model, not a curated record. The transcript is spliced from 7 exons. NCBI's taxonomy places the organism in Eukaryota, Metazoa, Chordata, Aves, Rheiformes, Rheidae. Gene Ontology annotation, molecular function: calcium ion binding.
GAUAAAAGGCGGAGGCGCUCCGGGGGGCCGAGGCGCAGAGCCGACGGCGGGGAUGGCCAGCAGGAAGGCGGGCACGCGGGGCAGGGCGGCCGCCAAGCGGGCCCGGCGCGGCUCCUCCAACGUCUUCUCCAUGUUCGAGCAGUCGCAGAUCCAGGAGUUCAAGGAGGCCUUCAGCUGCAUCGACCAGAACCGCGACGGGAUCAUCACCAAGUCGGACCUCCGGGAGACCUACGCGCAGCUGGGGAAGCUGAACGUCAGCGACGGGGAGCUGGAGGAGAUGCUGAAGGAGGGCAAGGGGCCCAUCAACUUCACCGUCUUCCUGACGCUCUUCGGCGAGAAGCUCAACGGCACCGACCCCGAGGAGUCCAUCCUCAACGCUUUCAAGCUCUUUGACCCCGCUGGCACCGGCACCGUCAACAAGGACGAGUUUAAGCAGCUCCUCCUGACGCAGGCGGACAAGUUCUCCCCCGAAGAGGUGGAGCAGAUGUUCGCCGUGACGCCCACAGACGUGGCUGGGAACAUCGACUACAAGUCCCUGUGCUACAUCAUCACGCACGGCGACGAGAAGGAGGACUGAGGGGCCGGCGGUGCCCAGCCGCCCUCCACCGUGCGCACGGGCCGAAUAAAAGUCUGAUACGAAA